CACACACACACCCCCGCGCGCGGUUUUAUAGGCAGAGAUCCUCUUCAGAUCGUCGCACAGCGCAGCUGUUUCGGGCAGAGACAGACAUGAGCGCGCAGAGACUCGCUUCUUUCUUCUUUCUUCUGGCUUUGAUCUGGUUCACGAGCUGCGCGCCGCCGACAUGUUACUCGCGCGCUCUGGAGCUCAGCAAAGAAAUCAUGAGCGAUCUGGACAAAAUACAUCAAUAUAAUCGCACGAAAACAUGUGCUGAGUUUCUUCCGAAGAUGUUUCUAGACGUGCACAACUCCUGCAUCAAGUCCAAGCUGCGUGAUUUCCUGUAUGUGACUGAGAAUCUUCCCACUGAAUACUGCAGAGAGCGGCCGCGCAUCCGGCUCCUGAAGCGCCGCGUCCAGAUCCUGUAUUCCAUCAUCACCCGCGCCUGCUAUCGGGAUCUGGUGUUUUUCACAGAUGACUGUGAGGCUCUGGAAACAGGAAACAUCAGUCCGCGAUACACAGAGGACCGGCUGGAACCUCUGAUAGAGGACGCCUGAGA
This is a messenger RNA of Cyprinus carpio (common carp), 532 nucleotides long. RefSeq names its product cytokine-like protein 1. Gene Ontology annotation, biological process: positive regulation of transcription by RNA polymerase II. The record is from RefSeq and is a predicted model, not a curated record. Lineage: Eukaryota; Metazoa; Chordata; Actinopteri; Cypriniformes; Cyprinidae.